CCUUCCGACGGUUUACACUCGCUAGUCGUCGCUUCUUGCUUUUUCGUUCUAAUUAAUAUAUAUAUUUUUCUGUCGUUUUUGGUUUCGCGCGUUUUUUUAGAAUAAGGGAAAAAACGAUUGAAUAUGGACUAUAAUUUUGGCAUUUUUGGGUAAUUUAAGGCUUGGAUGUAAGAGAUAAACAGCAAUAUGCCACCCCAUUCCACCCUUAAGAAAACCAGCGAAAAACUCCCGGAAAAGCAGUUUAUCCGAAAAUAAAACUAAAUUUUGUAAAAAUGGCCGGUUGAAGAGGCCGAAAUGGCAGGCCUGUACCUGAUAGGGUUGCUGGCCUGCGUAGUCCCUUCAGGUCUCUCCCACCCCGAGCCCCUUCUGGUCCUCACGGAUAUGUGCUAUUAUCCUAUUAAUAUGACGUAUAUUGAAGGGGAAUUGGCGGCUACCAAUAUAAGCGUUACUAUGCUUAGAGAUCCAGAUAUAUGCGAAAACCAUCAGCGACUCCUACAGCAAGUCGUGUCGUCUGCGAAAACCCGAUCGGCGUUGGGCUCGUUUCAUCCAGAAGUUUGUCAGCCGGGCAGGCGGCUUUGUGAAUAUUUCAACGCGACCUUUCGGCCCUGGAACUGUCCGACCCUCUUUCAUGAUAACGACAGCCUCGAGCCGAGUCCCUCAAUUCCCGAAAUAGCUUCUGGAUUCGCGAGGGUCGUCGCUGACAUGAAGUGGAAGUCUGUCGCUAUAAUUACCCUCGCAUCUGGAUGGUGGCCAUCGCUCUCCCAGACUCUCGAACUGGAGCUUAGGGACUUGGGCAUCAUUCCAAAACACUUGUUCCUGUUCGAUAAGGGCGCCUCCCAGCGGUAUAUUGAGAGGAAACUUCGUGUUCUUAAAAAAUGGCCUUGCAGGGCCCUAAUUUUCUGUCUACCACCGACGGAAAGCGGUCUGGCGAUCUUCCACACGGCCAGACAUCUGAAUUUAUCCCAAGAUAACACCCUAUCAAUUUUCCUGGACAUCUUAACCCUGCCGUCGUGGAAAAGCGUGUUCAACGCGACGACGACAACGACGGAUAGCCUCAACAAAACCGGCAAGAAUUACCUAAACGAGACCCAUCAAGACGUUCUCUUAUUUCUGGACAACGUUACCCUGACGAUCCGACGUCCGGAGGACCUCAUAGUGAAACUUACACGGGACAGUUUCGGGUUUCGUACGUUUUUUCGAUGUUUUGUUUUGGUGGACGUAUUUACGGACGAGCGGUUGUUAAGGCCGUUAAUGCGGGCCCUCGAGACGAACUGGUCGUCUAUCGGCUUUGAAACUGAAACGGUGCCGGAGAGUUUUGAGGACUGGUGGCUUUCGCAUAAGCAGCUGGAUGAGUGCGAUGCUUUUUGUAAGUUUUCAUCGGAUAAUUUAUUUAGUGCUUGGGUGUACUGGGUGAUAUCAUGCUCGGUUUUCGUGGUAUUCAUGAUAAUAGCUGCAGUGGCCGCUGUGCGGUUUCACUUACUAAAACAAAGGGCCAACAAGGCACCGUAUAAAGUACUUUUGGCAGCAACUGACUUCACUUUUCCUUCGCUAGCGGAAAACCUUGGGGUAGACGAAGGCAUCGAAGCGAUGCUCUGUUGCUGGCUGCAGCAGCUUCAAGAAUUCGGCGGGCCCGAAGUCGAGAAGCCGGACCUGCUUCAGAAUUCUGGAGCCGCGUCUGCGCGCAGGACGCCCCUCAGGACCGGAUCCAGUCCGAAUCUUACCGCUAAACAGGUCAUCGUUGAUCCGCGGGUCCGUUACAACGGUGAUUUAGUUCAAAUGAAACCAGUGCCUUCAAACGGUAGUGUGGAGCUCAAAGCGAAAGCGAUUGAGUUUUUGGUGCUACUCCACGGAUUGAGACACGAAAAUUUAAAUCCCUUAAUUGGUGUUCUAGCAGAACCACCAAGAGCAGCCCUGGUAUCAGAAUAUUGUGCCAGAGGUUCCCUACAGGACGUUCUUCAGCAGGACGACAUCAAGCUGGACUGGUCGUUCAGGCUGAGCUUAUUAACUGAUCUUGUAAGGGGUAUGAGAUACCUUCACUCAACCCAAAUCAAAGUCCACGGUUACCUAUCAUCGAGAAAUUGCGUAAUAGAUGCGCGUUGGGUACUAAAAGUGACCGACUAUGGACUACCAUCGUUCUACGAAGCCCAAGGCAUCCAAUCGCCUGAAAAAUCCGCCAGAGAGCUUUUAUGGACCGCCCCAGAACUUCUACGAUACAGCAAUUUAAGAAAAACCGGCACCCAACCAGGUGACGUAUACUCCUUUGGUAUAAUACUGCAAGAAGUGGUAGUCCGUGGAGAACCUUUCUGCAUGCUAGCCUUCACCCCUGAAGAAAUAAUUGAAAAAAUCAAACAUCCUCCGCCACUAAUUCGACCAUCGGUUAGUAAAGGAGCCGCCCCGCCGGAAGCCAUCAACAUAAUGCGACAAUGCUGGGCGGAACAGGCGGAAAUGCGACCGGAUUUCAAUGCGGUUCACGAUCAGUUUAAGAAGUUGAACCAUGGAAGGAAAGUGAAUAUCGUGGACACGAUGUUUCAAAUGCUGGAGAAGUAUUCGAAUAAUUUGGAGGAGUUGAUCAGGGAGAGAACGGAGCAGUUGGAUAUUGAGAAGAAGAAGACUGAGCAGCUGUUGAAUAGAAUGCUUCCAAGUUAUGUAGCUGAAAAACUCAAACUAGGCAUGCCAGUCGAUCCUGAAGAAUAUGGAGAGGUUACAAUCUACUUUUCAGAUAUUGUUGGUUUUACUACAAUAUCGGCACAUUCAACCCCCUUCCAGGUGGUGGAUUUACUAAACGACCUAUACACCUGUUUCGACGCCACAAUAAAUGCAUACAACGUCUACAAAGUGGAAACGAUCGGAGACGCGUAUAUGGUAGUUGGAGGAUUGCCAGUCCGGAUCCCGGACCACGCGGAACAGAUAGCCACAAUGGCUCUGGACCUACUACAUGAAAGCGGGAAAUUCCGAAUCCGACAUCUACCGGGGACACCAUUGAGACUAAGAAUAGGACUGCAUACGGGACCAUGUUGCGCGGGUGUGGUCGGUCUCACCAUGCCUCGCUACUGUUUGUUUGGUGAUACUGUUAAUACGGCAUCCAGGAUGGAAUCCACGGGAGCCGCUUGGCGUAUUCACAUGUCAGAAGCAACAAAAUCUCGACUAGAAAAAGCUGGAGGUUACCACAUCGAAUACAGAGGACCAACGGAAAUCAAGGGAAAAGGAACGAUGGACACCUAUUGGUUACUGGGAAAAGAGGGAUUUAAUAAAGAGCUCCCGGUGCCGCCCCCUCUCGAACUAGACGAAAAAUUAGUCAUUAGCAACCACUCAACUAUUCCUUCACUUAAAGAAGACUCGUCGUUAGGCGACUCUGUCUCACUGGAAUCAUGCACGAGACACAUGAGCAUCAGCGAGGGUCCUUCCAAAGCCACCAGCCCCAAUCCCACGUUCAUCAAAACGAUGGAAUAUUCCAGGUUCGCCACCUUAUCCAGAAUGAGCAAUGAUGAAAAGACAUCCGAUAGGAUAGUCAAAAGUACUUCCAGCGAUAUGCCCUUAAUACUGGGAACGCCAGUGUCGGCUUCGGAAGUGGCGGCCGCUUUGCUGGGUUCCUCUACGAACUCGUUGUGCCCUUACAGAAGAGGACCAAGGUCUACUAGUAAAAUUAAGGAGGAAGAGGAGGAUAUCAGCACUCCUUACAGCCACUACAAGUGCCUGAGUCCCAAGUUGAGAACUGGGAAGUUGCUUAGGAGGCAAUUUAGCUUGGACCGGGCUGAGGAUGUUCAAAAAGUCGUAACUGAGACAAGUCCAAGACUCUGCAAACAAAACUCGGCCGGAGCAGCUGACCUAGAAAAAAUCGAAGAAAUCCCCCUGAAGAUCCCCUCAGUGACGCCCUCUAUAUCGUCGCAGAUUCACAGCGCCCAUUCCGUAUCAGCCGAUUCACUAAUUCGAUAACCUGGUUUCUUUCAUUCAUAUAUUUAAAAACGAAAAGCAAUUUUUAACAAUUACGUGUCCUUUUUGAGAAGACUAGACUUUUACACUUUUGAAUAUUUUUUAAGAGCUUUCACUAGUUUUUGAAUAUUCAGUAAACUUAGGUUUAGUUUUAUGUGAAGAUGACCGAUAGUUAAGGUAGUAGGGUCACCUAGUGAAUUAGCAUCAAAACUUUUUUUGAAUAGUAUAUACUGGACGAAAUGGUCUCUGAGGUUUCACAUGUCGGUGCUGACUUGUAUCAAAAUCCCGACUCAAGUUGCAUGUUUUCCAAUUGCAUAGAAGUGAUGUAAGCAUUACUUUAUAAAAAUCUAUUAUGUUUGGAUCUACUUCUGUGUUCAUUUGUCCUGCUCCAGUGGUCGUUUUGUCGCGGGAUUUGGUAUAAGCAGUUCUUGAUAUCCAGCAGACAUUCUGGCUUAGUCUUUUAUACUAAACCUCGAAUGGUUAUCUUCGAAGUAAACGCAGUCUUGCAAUUCUUCUGAUUUUGUUCAGAAGUUCCCUUGUUAUACGGAAUUGUUAAAAAUCCUGUAGGCCUUCAGUUGCUGUUGGUCUUUCCUUAUUAUCUCUGUUAUCCUCCUAUAUAGAUUUUUAAUAAUUCCUGCCUUUGUUGAACCAGGAUCAUUGAAGUUGUAUAGGAUCAGUGAAGUUUGGUAUUGUCAGUAUUGUCUUAUAUGGGUACCAACCCUGAGAUCCUUAGGCGUCCAUCGUUGUUUUUUUACUGGAGCCCCUAAAGCGGGCAGUACUGACUUCUUGCUUCUUGCUUGCAAGUCCUUUGUGAACUUGAUGCUUGAUCUAAUUUUAUAAAUGUGCUUCAAAAAGUUUGCUAGCUCUAUAACGCUUUUGUCCUAAAUAAUAAAUAUGUCAUUAAUAUAUCGAAGCUACUACUAGGGUUUGUAUUGAGAUGUUCUUUUAACGUGUUCUUUAAACCACUCCAUGUAGAGGUUGGCCACUACUGGAGAUAAUAGCGAACCCUUUGGAAAACCAUCGUCCUGGAUGUAAGACCUUUAUUUGAAUUGAAAGUGGGAGUUACGAAGACAAAUCUCCAAAAAGUCCAUCUCUUCCUCCUCCAGUGGAAGUCCAAUGGGUUUUGCAAGUGUUGCGUCCUGUCUGAAUCUUUACCAUAUCAAAUCAAAUGCCUAAAAUGAUAUCAAAUACUUGGAAGAACUAAGAAAUACCUCAAUUUCCUGGAAGUAAAACAGACAUGACUUCAAUUUUCUGAGAGAAGUAUGUGAUUGACUUAAACAGGCUGAAGUAAGUUAUGAUUUACUUCAACUGCCUUAUAGGAUUAUUAAAUUAGGUCAAGUGCUUGAAAGGAUUCUAAAAUGCUAUCAAAUGCUAAGAAGAAUUAUAAGAUACUUCAAUUUUCUAAAAAUAAAUAACUUCAACUGCCUAAGUGCAGAACGUAAUUGAUGCGAACAGUCUGGAGUAAGCGAGAAUUUACUCCAACUGCCUUAUAGGAUCCUGAAAUUAGGUCAAAUGCUUCAAAAGAUUCUAAAAUGAUAACAAAUUAUUGGAAGAAUCAUAAAAUACCUAAAUUUUCUGGAAAUAAAACAGACAUGACUUCAACUGCCUAAGAGCAGAACGUGAUUGAUGCAACGAGUCUGGAGUAAGCCAGAAUUUACUUCAACUGCCUUACAGGAUCCUGAAAUUAAGUCGAAUGCUUCAAAGGAUUCUAAAAUCAUAUCAAAUGCUUGGAAUACUUCUGAAAUACAGCCCUAAAGAAACUGCCUGGGUGAAUUUUGAUCAUUAUAUGAUGAUAUAAGGGAUUCUUCAAUAGGCACAUUUGUAUAAAGCCUCUGGACGCCAAAGCUGCUUACUACCUUAUCGGUGCGUUUAACGUUAGUAGUUAUUCGACAAAAACAGCUUGGAUCAGCUCAAACUGGAUAAUGCUCAAAUAAAUAAUGCUCAAAUGAGUGUAGCAAGUUCCAAUAUUGACGAAUCCCUGGAGUUAAUGAUACGUCAGGUUUUACGUCAUACUAGUUAUGUGGGAUUUUAUUAUAAUAAAAAGUUAAAAAAGAACCAGCAUGGCUUUGGCUCAUGGUUUGCCAACAAAACCGACCUGAAAUGUCUUCUUGAUACCUGAACAGUUCUUACUAAAAUUUACGUUAUCUAUAAAUUAAGCUAAUUCACUAGGUCUGUCAAAAUUUCCAAAAAAAAAAUCGAAUUUACUAACCUACAAAUUUUGAGAAACUGUCAUUACGGACUGAUUCGAUUUCAUUUUACCACUUAAUGUCUGUAGAUUUAUUGUGAUACUGAGUGUCCCUAAUCACUAGAAUAAAAUUCUAAAAACGGAGCUUAAACAUGUAGGUUUUAUUGUUAGGACACUAUGGUAGGUUAAGUGUUCAGAUUGGUGUUUAGUCUUAUUUAUAUAAUAUGUAUACCAGUCAA
Molecule: messenger RNA, 6354 nt
Organism: Anthonomus grandis grandis
Lineage: Eukaryota; Metazoa; Arthropoda; Insecta; Coleoptera; Curculionidae
Product: retinal guanylyl cyclase 2
Exons: 21
Coding region: 295-3933 (1212 amino acids)
Biological process (GO): protein phosphorylation; cGMP biosynthetic process; receptor guanylyl cyclase signaling pathway
Molecular function (GO): ATP binding; protein kinase activity; guanylate cyclase activity
Source: RefSeq, a predicted model, not a curated record